Messenger RNA from Cicer arietinum (chickpea), 1927 nucleotides. Its product is annotated as tyrosine--tRNA ligase, chloroplastic/mitochondrial. Lineage: Eukaryota; Viridiplantae; Streptophyta; Magnoliopsida; Fabales; Fabaceae. Gene Ontology annotation, molecular function: ATP binding; RNA binding; tyrosine-tRNA ligase activity. Gene Ontology annotation, cellular component: mitochondrion; cytosol; chloroplast stroma. Gene Ontology annotation, biological process: tyrosyl-tRNA aminoacylation. The record is from RefSeq and is a predicted model, not a curated record.
CGACGUGGCACUUUGUGGAACGUGUGAUAUAUCUAACAGUGAAGAAAUAACGAAAGACAGUGUACCUUUCCCACGCGGAAGGUAGACAAUCCGUUUCCAAAAUCCACAUCCGAACCAGAAACACCCGCUUCACAAACUCACAAAUCCCAAACCCCAACAUCAUAACAAUGGCCACCAAUUUUGCUUCAAGGUCCAUUUUCUUCUCCCUUUCCACCAAGCUCUUCAUUUUCCCUUUCAAACCAUCUACUUCAUACCAUCCCUUUUCUCUCCCUCGUCGUUUCACAAGAACAACAUGCACUCUACAACAACAACAACAACAACAACAACCUCAAACUACUCGAAGUGUCGUUGGAAUCCUCGAAGAAAGAGGCUUACUAGACUCCAUAACAAACGACACUCUCAGAAGCAUUUCAUCAAACACCAUCAACGCACCCCUCAAAGUCUACUGUGGAUUCGACCCAACCGCCGAAAGCUUACACUUGGGCAACCUAUUGGGUCUCAUUGUUCUCUCUUGGUUCCGCCGUUCCGGACAUAAUGUCGUCGCUUUGAUCGGCGGCGCCACCGCACGCGUCGGCGACCCGUCUGGGAAAAGCCUCGAAAGACCGGAGCUUGAUGUUGAAACUUUGGAGAGGAAUGCUGCAAGUAUUGAGAAAACCAUCAGAACAAUCUUGGGUCGUGUUGAAACUCGCAAAUUUGAGGAGUCGAAUUUCGAUGGUAAUGUGUUUUGUGAUUCUUCUGUUGUGGUUUUGAACAAUUAUGAUUGGUGGAAAGAGUUUAGUUUGUUGGAUUUUUUGAAAAAGGUAGGUAAGUAUGCUAGAGUAGGUUCAAUGAUGGCUAAGGAGAGUGUUAGGAAGAGAUUAGAAUCUGAACAAGGAAUGAGUUAUACUGAGUUUACUUAUCAGUUAUUGCAAGGUUAUGAUUUUUUGUAUUUGUUUCAGAAUGAAGGUGUUAGUGUUCAAAUUGGGGGUAGUGAUCAAUGGGGUAAUAUAACUGCUGGAACUGAAUUGAUUAGAAAGAUAUUGCAGGUAGAAGGUGCUACUGCUACAUAUGGUUUAACAUUUCCUCUUUUGUUGAAAAGUGAUGGUACAAAAUUUGGUAAAUCGGAGGAUGGUGCAAUUUGGUUAUCUUCAUCUUUGUUAUCUCCAUACAAGUUUUAUCAGUAUUUUUUCUCUGUUCCGGAUGCCGAUGUUAUUAGGUUCUUGAAAAUUCUUACGUUUUUGGAUAUUGGGGAGAUAGUUAAGUUGGAGGAAGAGAUGAUGAAACCUGGAUAUGUGCCUAAUACUGCUCAGCGGAGGCUGGCCGAAGAAGUUACCCGAUUUGUUCAUGGAGAAGAUGGUUUGAACGAAGCUAUUAAGGCAACGGAAGCAUUGAGGCCAGGAUCCGAGACAAAGUUGGAUUGGAAAACUAUCGAGGGGAUUGCUGAGGACGUCCCGUCUUGUUCUUUAGCUUAUGACGAGGUUUUGAAUCAGUCUUUGGUUGAUCUUUCAGUGUCUUCUGGUUUGUUCGACAGCAAAUCGGCUGCGCGCAGGUUGUUAAAGCAAGGAGGUCUUUACUUGAACAAUAGCAGAGUAGAUAAUGAAAAUAAGAGGGUUGAGGCAGCUGAUAUAGUGGAUGGUAAAGUUCUCCUUUUAUCUGCAGGAAAAAAGAAUAAGGUGCUCGUGCGGAUAGCAUGAUAGGAUUUAUUAGAUGAAUAUUCUUUGGAAAAUGUUUUAUUUAUUCUGUUAGUUUGUUGUAUGCUUAGUAAACCUUUGAUUUUGGAGCUACAUAGUAACUUUUAAGUUGGUCAUCAAACAAGUAUGUUUAUUGGUAACUUGUAGGCCAAUUUGUCAUUUGCUAGGGGUUUCAAUGAAUAACUUUCAUGACAUUAUAUGCUUGUGUCAUUUAUAACUUGGUUCCAGUAAUAAUAAACUUUGCAGAUGUCUACCAA